Messenger RNA from Perkinsus marinus ATCC 50983, 843 nucleotides. RefSeq lists its product as hypothetical. Lineage: Eukaryota; Perkinsozoa; Perkinsida; Perkinsidae. The transcript is spliced from 8 exons. Gene Ontology annotation, biological process: intra-Golgi vesicle-mediated transport. The record is from RefSeq and is a predicted model, not a curated record. Gene Ontology annotation, cellular component: COG complex; Golgi apparatus. Bases 1 to 843 code for a protein of 280 amino acids.
AUGGCUCUUAAUAUGAGGAGGGGCUCGAUGGCUGAGGGAGGAGGCGUGCCAGGAGUGGACAGCGGAAGAGGAGCGGCUCCCCUGAUGCGAUUGCACAAUGUGGCUACUGUGGACGACUUGUUCAGGAAUUAUCCUAUCACGACGGCUCGGUCGGUGUUGUCAUCAACGCGCUUGCAAGCGGCGGAGAAGCGAGAGGAGUUGCGGCAAGUUACUGCUGAGCACUAUAGGGAUCUUAUCACGUGCACUGAGAAUGUGAAAAUGAUGCAUUUUGGUAUUAGUCGGCUUAUGGAGAAUAUGGCCCGAAUUGCUGGUGAGAGUCGUGAAUUGGCCAUUACUCGUGAUGUGGAACCACCGAGUUGGGAGGAUGUGGAAGAGAAACCCGUAGAAGUGACUCCAGAGCUUGAGCUCGGUAGGCAGCUGAAGAGGCUGUUGGCUAUGAUGGAGGAGGUGUGGAGGAAGAUGGAGGAUAGAGACUUUGCUGGAGCGGCUCGGUAUUACCUGGUGGACUUACCACAGCUACGUGAGCAGAUAGCCUCUCUGAGAGCUCAGUGUCCUGACACUAAGUUGCCGGUUGAAGCUUUACUACAGCAGCAGGAUAAGGCCGGGAGGGAUGUGCCCGAAACGAUAGUGCUAACGUGCAAACAAGCGUUGGGCUCGCUGGAAUUAACGGCAGCUGAGAUGAGGGAAUGUGUUGCAGUCCUGAUGCUCAUGGACAAGAGCGAUGGAGAGUUCACUGAAGAAGCGAUGGAUCGGCUGAGGCUUCGAGCAGUUGUUUUAGUGGUGAUGAUUCAGCACUGGUGUCGUUCGCAUGUCGGCCUGAUGAUGGGGGUCAAGUUCAACUAG